AGGGCGCGGAGUGGCGGGCGAGGGUCCCGCGGCCGGAGGGGCGGGCUGAGCCCCAGACACCGCGUUGGGGUCUCCCGGAGGGGCCGCGGCGUUGCCCCUCGGCCCGGGCGAUGGCGUCGGAAGAGGCGGCCAUGGCCGAGGUGAAGGCCCCCGCCGAUGCGGCCCCCCCCGGCGCCGCCGCCCCCCUCUGCGACCUCCCUGUCCGCAAAAGCAGCUGCCUCCCCCUGGACGCCGCCCAGCCCAGCCGGCCAAGGGAGUGCCUGGAAGGUGGACUGGAGAGGAAUCCCAAAGACCCGGACUCCCGCUCCCCCUCCUCCUCCUCCUCCUCCUCCUCGCCGGUUCCCGACCAUCGCAGCCCCCCGGAAGAGCCUGCCUCGCCUGAGGCCGCCGACUUGCCCCCGGCCAGCCCCCCCAGCGAGGAGGCGCCCUCCGUGCCUGAGCUGGCCUCCCCGCCGCCUGGGGAAAGCCUGCCAAGGGCCGCCCCGCUGCUUCUCCAGCCCGAGGCCCUCCGCUGCUCCAAGGCUGAGCUGGGGGCGCUGCUCUUGCAGCACAGCAGAAGGCGGCAGAACGGGUGCCCGGACUUGGAAGACGAGCCUCUGGCAGCCUCUCUGGGCCAGGAAGAGGAUGGGGCUGCAAAACCCUCCCAGAACAUGGCCGUCCAGACUGAUUUCAGGACGGCUGACUUGGCAGCCAGCACUGACCUGGACAUGGAAAAGAACUUGGACAAGAUGAUGUCCGAGAGAGCUUCGUUGAAGGAGCGAUACCAAGAAGUCCUGGACAAGCAGAGGCAGGUGGAGAACCAGCUGCAAGUGCAGCUCCAGCACCUGCAACAGCGCAGGGAAGAAGAGAUGAAGAACCACCAGGAGAUCUUGAAGGCCAUCCAGGAUGUGACCGUUAAGCGGAAAGAAACCAGGAAAAAGAUGGAGAAGGAAAAGAAGGAGUUUUUGCAAAAGGAGCAGGACUUGAAGGCAGAAAUUGAGAAGCUCUGUGAGAAAGGCCGGAGGCUGCUGAAGGAGCAAGAAGAGAAGGAGAGCAAGAUCGUCUCGCUGAUGGCUGAACAGGCAGAGGAGAAGGAGGCCUGGGAGGUGGAGCUGGGCAAGCUGAAGAACCAGCAGAGCGACAUCAGCCAGUCCAUCCUGGAGGAGACGGAGAGGGCCUGGAAAGCAGAGAUCCUGUCUCUGGAGAGCCGGAAGGAGCUGCUGGUGCUGAAGCUGGAAGAGGCCGAGAAAGAAGCGGAGCUGCACCUCACCUACCUCAAGUGAGCUCAGAGAGAGGUGGGUGGGACGUCCCCUUUGGAGGGGCUGCUGGAGCGCUUCUCCCACCUGGCUCAACACGCGUCCAUCUUCUAGGACAAGUUCAACGACCACAUCCAGCUGGUACGGAAUGGGGCCAAGUUGAGCAGUCUCCCACAGAUCCCCACCCCCCCUCUGCCCCCACCCCCGUUGGAGACAGACUUUCUGCUGCCUCCUUUCCAGGCCAGCUCCUCGCUCGGCCCCCAGGUGCCCUUCCCCGUGGGGUCCGUUUCCAUGCCCCCGAUGGUCAUGCCCAGCGCUGACCCACGGGUGCUCUCCUUCCCCCUGCUGAACCCCAGCCUCAUCGCCAGGCCCAGCCAGCCUUCGCCAACUUUGCCUGCAGCCCAGGAGCGGAGCAGCCCCUGCCUCACUUCCCUGGUCAGUUCCCCCGGGGCGCCCGGACCCUCGCUGCCUCCCCCCCCAGGCCUGGGAGGAGUCAAGGCCCCGCCCGACUUCCAUAGACCGCCCCCUGUGGACAAGCUGGAGAAGAUCCUGGAGAAGUUGAUGUCGCGCUGUCCUCAGUGUAACAAGGCCCAGCUGACCAAUGUCCUCCAGCAGAUCAAAGCCGCUCGAAGGACCUUGGCAGGACUUACCAUGGAGGAGUUGAGCCAGCUUGUAGCAGCCAAAGUGGCAGAGCAGCAGGAGCGGGUGGCAGCUGUUGGCCCCCAGCCCCAUGGCCAGAUGUGCUCCCCCUUGUUCCCCGGUCCGUUGCCUCAGAUCAGCAACCCUUUGUUCUUGCCACCCGCACAGGUCCCCUAUUCUGGGACGCCCCCCCAGGCACCUGUGGCCUGCAAACUCUGUCUGAUGUGCCAGAAGCUGGUGCCGCCUGGCGACCUCCACCCCAUGGCCUGUUCACACGUGCUGCACAAGGAGUGCAUCAAGUUCUGGGCUCAGACAAACACGAACGACGCCUGUCCCUUCUGCCCCGCCCUGAAAUGACCCCGACUGGAGAGAGCAGGCGGAGGCGCCUUGUGCCCGGCCUUCCGACGGCUCUGUAUUUAUACGGCCAUGUAUACACCUGUACAUUUUUAUUCUAUAGGGAAUGUGUGUAUAGAAAGUCCACAUCCAUACCCGUUCAUAAUAAAAUGUGUAUAUUAUGCA
This is a messenger RNA of Notechis scutatus (mainland tiger snake), 2393 nucleotides long. Lineage: Eukaryota; Metazoa; Chordata; Lepidosauria; Squamata; Elapidae. The record is from RefSeq and is a predicted model, not a curated record.